Patella vulgata (common limpet) is the source of this 2784-nucleotide messenger RNA. Its product is annotated as homeobox protein Hox-B5. The transcript is spliced from 3 exons. The record is from RefSeq and is a predicted model, not a curated record. Gene Ontology annotation, molecular function: DNA-binding transcription factor activity, RNA polymerase II-specific; RNA polymerase II cis-regulatory region sequence-specific DNA binding. Gene Ontology annotation, cellular component: nucleus. Bases 286 to 1086 code for a protein of 266 amino acids. Lineage: Eukaryota; Metazoa; Mollusca; Gastropoda; Patellidae. Gene Ontology annotation, biological process: regulation of transcription by RNA polymerase II; anterior/posterior pattern specification.
CGAUAACUUCAAUUCCUUACCAACGACUUUAUUAAAUGAUUUUGGACCGAGAUGCCAAAUGGUUCGUAAGUGUCUUGAAAAGAUUGAAUCACAUCCUAUCAGCCAAAGAAGUCCUGCAGCGAGCGACUGUCCACAGUAACGGAGCGUCGUUGUGAUAAUCACGAAGUGAAGUGCUGGCUGUGAAAUUGUUCAAGCAAUCAUUGUAGUCAUAAUUCAUCGGCUUGCUAGUAUAGUGAGGCCUCGCGACAGCUUUACGGCCGCUUAUUACCCACACAAAACGGCCUGAUGAGCUCAUAUUUUGUCAAUUCGCUCUCUACAUGUUAUGGACAGACCCCGACAUUGGAGAAUUGUUCGGAAGGGGGAUACGAGCGAAAUGGAAAUUAUGGAACAGGCGGUGGUGUGUACGCGGGCUAUGCCAGUGGUCGGUACCCGUAUUCGGCCCGGGGAGACAGGUUAAGCGAGCAGAAUGGAGAUUAUUACGGCACACCUAGGCUUACACAUCUACCUAACAGCAGUCCAUGUUCCUCACCCCCCUCGUUACAGAGUGUCGGGGAAAGGAACCAAGUUGAGAUGAGAUCAAAUACCACAUCUAAUAAUAACAACAGUUAUUUCAGUAGCGGACAUUACAAUGAUUCUAUAGAUGAAAAUAGGCCCAACUCAGCACAUUCGAAUAGUCCCCCAAGUCACACCCCGACCCCUGUGGAUCACAGAAACAUACAGGAAGCACAGUGUCCGAGUCCAAGGGCUGGCGACUCGAAUCCACCACACAUAUAUCCGUGGAUGAGAAGAAUGCAGUAUAGCUCAGAUGGUAACGAUGGUGACUCCAAACGAUCAAGAACCUCAUAUACACGUCAUCAAACCCUUGAACUCGAGAAGGAAUUCCACUAUAACAAAUACCUCACCAGACGGCGGCGUAUAGAGAUUGCGCAUGCGCUGAACUUAACGGAACGUCAAAUUAAAAUAUGGUUCCAGAAUCGUCGUAUGAAAUGGAAAAAAGAUCAUAAACUUUCACAUAUAGCUAAAAACAUGAACCUGGCGAAUGCGCUUGAAAAAGCUGCUGAAGAACAUAAAUUAUCGUUACAGUGAACUUAACAUAAAAAAAAUUAAAGAUUUUAAAAUUUAGUCAAGUUACCACAAUUUGUGACCUUUCGUUACUGUGAACUAGGCCCACGUGCAAUGGCGGUUUGUGCUCUACGUCAUGGCUGUGUGUGUAUACAAUUCCAUGUAUUAGGACACGGGAGAUUAUUUGGUGAAUUAAACUAGCAAGGGUGCGUUGUUGAGGCAGAAACGAUUAAUAAAAGGGUAAAACUGUGUACGGUACUUAAAGACAUUAUUAUAUGAAACACCCAUAUGGAGCAUAUAUUGUUGAUAUUAUUUUUUCCUUCUAUAAAAAUUUACGUUAAUUUAAUUUGAUUUUCAAACGUAUACGAAAAUUCAAAUUUACCCCGAGAAUGGCUAACAGAAAUCGUUAAUAGAUUUCUAACAAAUACGCAAAUCCGGAUUUGUGCAUAUCCCAUGAGAGAAUACUAAUUUUAGGUGCGCAAAUCCGAUUUCAAAAUCCGAUUAUUGUUAUAUAGGAUUUGAAUUAAUGUGUAUUCAUAAUUCCGGAAUCCGGAAUUGUGUAUAGAGUUUAAAUAUAGUUCCCCUGAGAUAUUUAUGACAUUUUUCAUAUUAUGAGCCAAAGACAUUCUUCGCUUCCAAGGUGGUGCCGUUAAUUCAGGAAGUUUCAAUUUAAUUUGUGUUAGUCAUUUAUCAUGUAAGAUUUAAUUAAUUAUUCGAUAUGUAAAUAGUCAUUUUGUUUUUAUGUAUUUAUGCCACAAUUCAAUGUGACUGCCUGUAUAUUUCUUUAUUCCUUUCAAGAUUUAUAAACAUAUCAUGGAGGUGUUUUUCCAUUUGUUUGCAAUAUCAGCAUUUUUUUAUUUUAUUUCUCACAUCUUAUCAAAUAUUCUAAUUUUCAAAGCUAAGAUAAUCGAAUUGGAAUAACAUCUUGGAAUAUACAUGUUAGGAAUGGUAUGCUUACAACUGCGAUUACGUUAUAUGUAGACCAGAUUUUGUGCUCAUUUCAUAUAAUUUUUUCGAAAUAAAUGGCAUUUACGAUUAGUGUAAGUUUACAAAUGAAAGCCUUACACAUGUUCAGGUCGAUUUUGAAGAGAUUCUAAACAUUAACACCAAACAAAGAGUUUAUAAUUUAGAAUUGUAGCUGGACAUUUACACAAUGAUAAUGUAAGAUAUUAGUAAACUUUUAUUAAAUUAAGAAAUUAUUAAGUUUUAUCCUUGGAUAUUAGUAAGAUUGUCUCUUGAAAUAAAAUUUAAGACAAAUGGCUAUUUAUAUUAAAUUUAUUUGUUUUGUCUUUAACCAAAAUACAAUUUUAGUAUUAUCUUCCUUUUUACAGUAUUACACAGUAGAUAUGAAUGGCAGAAUUGACUAUAAUUUUGUUUUCUUAUCAGAAUGAAUUAUCAUUAUAAUUUAAUGUCCAUAGGAAUGAAUACUUAAUUUAUGACAUAGAUAAUUAAAUUAGGAAUAAGUUGAUUGAAUAUUUAAUUGUUAAUAUAGAUAUUAUUAUUAUUAUAUUAUUAUGAAAUUCCCAUAAAACGAGAGAAAUUAUACUUAUAUCAGGGUAAACUGAGUCAAACGUUUUUAUGUCUGUGUGUGUCAUAGUUGUCAGUAGCUAUAGUCAAUGUCUUUUUUGCAGCACAUAAUUGUCUUACGAUGUUUCAAGAUAAAAAGUCUACGAAAAUAAGAGGAAUAAAAAAAUCUAUUAAUUUUAAUCAAAUAAUUGUGUU